CUGAAAAACAAAGUUAACAAUGAAGCAUAUCAGAAGUGUGCACGCUUCUCAAACUGGUGGCUGUUUGUGCCUUUCAGCUGAUGAAGUGACAACUUCCUCAUCUUUCCUUUGUUAAGGAGGAGCCUCAGAUCCUCUAAAACAAGUGGAAAACUGUACAAAACAGUGCUGAGACUCUGAGCAUCAUACUGAAGAUGAAGUUUUCUUUUGUCUUUUUUCUUUUAUUAGACAUCCCUCAUCUGAAUGGGCAGCAGAAGAUUGAGGAGUUCGAGCACAUUUUGCUGAGACUCGCCUUCCCUUCAUUUUACAACAGCCACAGCAAGUCCUGCUGUAAACUCUAUCCAGGAGGAUGUUACAAGCUGCUGGACAGCACAGGAUACACCUGUGAAUUGCUGAGAGGAAGAGUUACAAAAACUGAGAAUGAUGGCUGGAUUGAGUUCAAAAUAUCAAAUGUGCAAUCUGUGGACGGAGGCUACUACAGAUGUAUUGUGCUGGGAACCCAAAACCACAUCUACAGUGACUACUACGUCGAGAUCUCAGAAGCUUCAGUUCACCACAGUCACUCUCAGCCUCCACUGACAACAACUACCGAACCCCUCAACACCUCCACAACACUCCCAGACUCCACCGAGCCCGCUCUGGCACACGACCACAGAAACAGUCCCAGUGUCCCCUGGAGUUUUGCCUUGCCACUUGCUGUCAUUGUGUCCAUUACAGCGAUGAUUUUGAUCACUUCAGUUAUUGGUGUUGUUUGCUUCAGAGUGAGGACAAAACGUAAACAGCCGGACAAAAGUGGAGAAACUCUGUGUGAGUCACUGAAACAAGAGGGCCCGGAAAUGAGCAGCAUAGUCUACACAACAGUGGACUUCAGAGCUCACCAGAGACCCAAAGAGGUUUACGCAAACCUGAGGAUGCCCACAACACGAGCAGGAGCCCCUGACACAGAGGAUGCUGAGAUGGUGGAGUAUUCCACACUGGCAAUCCACCAGUGAAUUCAUGUGAAAGUUUAGCUUCUGAUUUUAUUGUGGGACUGAUUUUAUUAGCUACGCAAAAAAGAGAAAUCUGUUGAUUUUACAAAUGAAUGUCAUCAGAUGUCAUGGAUAGGUCUACUCAGCCUGUGUAGCUGAAAGACAUUUACCAGGCUGAAUUUACCAGGUAGAAUUUAACAAAAAAUGAAUUUUGUUGCAUCAUGGGAAGAUUCCAGGAUAUCUUCACCACUGCAUGCUUUUAUUUGAACUUUUGUCGCUUUCCGAGUUCCCCAAUUUUACGGAAGUGCAAUGUUGAAUCACUGAACUACCCCUUAAAAUAUUUGUGAAAAUGAAAUGAUAAUGCCAUUAAAGCAGUGAUUUCUCUCA
Molecule: messenger RNA, 1352 nt
Organism: Lates calcarifer (barramundi perch)
Lineage: Eukaryota; Metazoa; Chordata; Actinopteri; Centropomidae
Exons: 6
Coding region: 192-989 (265 amino acids)
Source: RefSeq, a predicted model, not a curated record